Lepisosteus oculatus (spotted gar) is the source of this 1455-nucleotide messenger RNA. It is a transcript of the gene sf3b6, whose product is annotated as splicing factor 3b, subunit 6. Gene Ontology annotation, molecular function: mRNA binding. The record is from RefSeq and is a predicted model, not a curated record. NCBI's taxonomy places the organism in Eukaryota, Metazoa, Chordata, Actinopteri, Semionotiformes, Lepisosteidae. Gene Ontology annotation, cellular component: nucleus; cytoplasm.
CUAUGCGUCCAUUUUCUUGAUCACUCUUCCUGUGAGACAACGAGGAAUCAGGAUUGUAACCACUGUUCGUGGCGUCUUUAUUUUUGUUAGUAGGAUUGUGGAAAUAAAUCGCAAUCAUGGCUAUGCAGGCAGCUAAAAGAGCUAAUAUUCGAUUGCCGCCAGAAGUAAACAGAAUCCUCUAUAUUCGUAAUCUUCCUUACAAAAUCACAGCGGAAGAAAUGUAUGAUAUAUUUGGAAAGUAUGGACCAAUACGGCAAAUCCGAGUUGGGAACACACCAGAGACAAGAGGAACAGCAUAUGUUGUCUAUGAAGACAUCUUUGAUGCCAAGAAUGCCUGUGAUCACUUAUCUGGAUUUAAUGUUUGCAACAGAUAUCUUGUUGUCUUGUACUACAAUGCUAACAGGGCUUUCCAGAAAAUGGAUACAAAGAAAAAAGAGGAACAACUAAAACUUCUCAAGGAAAAAUACGGCAUCAACACAGAUCCACCAAAAUAAUUUGACAUAAUUGGACUUUUGCUUGCUUUGAAGUGCUGUUUUCUCAAUUCAGUUUUGUUGUUGUAUUGUAUUUGAAGGUCUUUUAUUCAUGAUUAUAAGAACGUUUAGAAAUUUUUUUUUCUGUCUUGCAUAUUUUUGGUUUGUAAACGUUGAUGGGGGAAAAUGGGAACACAUUUUUAAUAUCUUUUGUUAAGCAGUUAUAGAUAUACCACCUCCUUAUUCAGUUGGUAAUUAUCUUACUUUUUGACUGUAAAUGUAUUUUAUAUGCCCAAAUCUCAUCCUUGUUUAAUGAUAGCAGUGUUGUAGAAAUUUAGCAGUACCUUUUUGUUAACAUUUUGAAAGUUUUAUGAAUGAAACUUUUCACUUUUUAAAGAAUAUAUGAUUGCCACAUUUCCAUAACCAUUUGAGGUAAAAAAAUCUCCUUUUUUAAAAUGUUUUCUGUCAGUAGUCUUCUGUUGUAGGGACGGCCUGAAUAUUUCCUAGCAGUCCACCUCACGGAACCAGAAAUUAAAGGGUCAACGAUUGUCUCUGUCCUCAUUUGUAUCCCCACUUUGCCCACCAUUUUUUUUGAUAAAAUGUUCUUUCUACUUUUGUGGAUCCCUGACUUCAUUUCCAUAAGUGAUUUUGGUCAGGUAGAAUAUGGGGACAACAAAAAUAAGUAAAUUAAUCUGGAUUUACUUUAAAGCUAUUUCCAAGGCAUGAUGGCACUGUCCUUCUAGUGGUAUUUUCAAAAGCUUCUUGCAAGAUAACCAGUAGUGGGGAGUGGCUGUGGGCAUUUGUAAUCCAUGACCUGUUACAAGACUGAUGGCUUAAAGGUGGGCAACUCAAAGGAGUCUGUAUACACUUCUUUGUUCUUGGCAUGUGUGAUUGUGGGUUUCAUAUCUGUGACAUGUAAGAUGACAUGUAAUCAAAUGUACAAAUUGGGUAGAUAAACAAUCGGCAAUUCUUGUUUUUCACCAGU